Molecule: messenger RNA, 2515 nt
Organism: Sander lucioperca (pikeperch)
Lineage: Eukaryota; Metazoa; Chordata; Actinopteri; Perciformes; Percidae
Gene: alkbh3
Product: alkB homolog 3, alpha-ketoglutarate dependent dioxygenase
Exons: 10
Coding region: 187-1083 (298 amino acids)
Biological process (GO): DNA repair; DNA alkylation repair
Cellular component (GO): nucleus
Molecular function (GO): dioxygenase activity
Source: RefSeq, a predicted model, not a curated record
AGGAUUUGUUUUUUUGUAACACACUUGCCAUGGCUGUCAAAGCACAGGUGCCCUAGUUUAUGUAGAGUUGUAUCUUUUCUUUUUAGCUGUAGUGUUGCGUUUUAGCAGCCAUUUGUUUAUGGAUAAUCGGUUUCCAUAUUGAUAAAAGCUUGGUCUUCUUCCUUGGUCACUCGCAGAUGUGAUGCGAUGUCAGAUAAGCGUCAGCGUGCCAGAGUCCAGGGCUCCUGGGCAAAGCAACUGCCAAAACCCUCUAUACCAACAGGUGCAGUCUCAAACAACCAACAACCCAGAAAUGUCAACCCAGCCCCUAGUUCUUGGGGAUGUGGGCCACAGAAAACACCUAAGACAUUUGAGUUUCACCAGCCCACCAAGCCAGUUAGAGAUGUUCCACCAGAGAAUGUGAUGGAGCAGGCAGGUGAUCAUGAGAUCAGCAAUGGACCAUCAGGAGUGUCCAGACUGCGGCUGCUGCCUGGGUUUCUUCCCCCAGAAGAGGCUGACUGGAUGUUCAGUAAGCUGUUAGCAGAGCUGCCCUGGUCCCAGAAGACCAACUACAGACAGGGUGAGGCAUACGAGGAGCCCAGGCUGACUUGCUGGUAUGGAGAGUUGCCCUAUACAUAUGCUCGCUCCACCAUGGCUGCUAACACACAGUGGCAUCCAUUGCUGUUAACCCUUCGCGAGGCAGUGGAGCAGGUGAGCGGAUGCAGCUUCAACUCACUGCUGUGUAACCUGUAUCGGGACGGCCAUGACAGCAUCGGCUGGCACAGUGACAAUGAGGCCGCUUUGGGUACCAAGCCCACCAUCGCCUCUGUCAGUCUCGGCGACACCAGAGUGUUCAGCCUCCGCAAGCAGCCUCCACCGGAGGAAAAUGGGGACUACACUUAUGUGGAGCGGAUUCGGGUUCCUCUGAGUCACGGGACACUUUUGGUGAUGGAUGGAGCCACACAAGACGACUGGCAGCAUCAAGUGGCUAAAGAGUACCAUGACCGAGGCCCGCGCAUCAACUUGACCUUCAGAACUAUGUACCUAGAGCCAGAGGGCCACAGGCCGGGGACCAAGCUGCGAUUCACACCCAGCCAACCGUAAACUUCCCUCAGAUUCAGGUACUGAGGGCUCAGGAAACAAGUGUUUUCAAAUACUGAUCCACACAAUGCUGGAUGUGAUGGUUGGAGUGUGAACAAGGCUUAAGCUACGAGAUUUUGCCAUGUGUGUGUGAACGUCACUGAGUCAUUUCAACUGUUUGAAACAAGUCUUGUAAACACAUCACUCAGUUACAGGCCACAGUAUGAAUAACAGGGAGAUUUGCUGCUCUGUCUGAAUUGAACCAUAAUAAGACUGCAGUCGUGACCAGUGGUGAUUAUCUGAUAUCCGUGUUUUCAGAGAAGCUAAACAAAAGAAUGGAUGAUAAUGAAGGUUUACUGGCUGGAUAAAACCUCAGCCCUGCAUAUUACUUUGACUUUAUUUAUUUGUUCAGCACAGAGGGCUGUUUCUGUUCAUUUCAGCCAAUAAUUCUUUGGUUUACAUGGCAAACUCACAUUUUGACCCAAAUGACAUGUCAUGAAAAGUGUCUUUAUGAAAGACAAGGUCCCGUUGACUGUACAGCAUGUCACUGUCGAUGUGACUUUUGAUGAAAUGCCUAAAAUGUAAAUUAUUUCCUGCCUUGUUUAUUUUGGGGAGCUUUUUUGGAGAGAACAUAGUUGCUAUAAAAAGGAAAGGAACAAGUAAAGCCACUUAGGCCAAUUACAGCUCCAUCAGGACUGGAAUAAGUUAAUGUCCCUGUUGAACAAGAUUCGUCUAAUCAGUCCCUCUGGUAGUUCAGUUUUUUUUUUAAAAAACCUCUAAUAUAUCAUGAACCAGAAUCGUUAAAGUUAAUCUAAGUUGAGCUUGCACAAGCAUUUUGAUAAAGUGUAAGGUUUUUGUUAACAAAACAAGUAACAUAGCUGCAUUUUCAACUGAAACACAACAUAUACUGUGGAUAAAAUGUGUACUUGAUAACAGGAAAACAGGACAGCGCUGCCCAGGUAACCGGUAACCAAGUCAAAUUACUUGCAUACCCAUUUUAUUAUUUCAUUUGCAGUUAUUUUUUUUUGAUUGAAUGAUUUGUUAUUGUUUACACAAAACAUUGUUGUUGAUCAAAAGACAUCACACAAUGCAAACUAAAUCAAGAAGGCCAUGCAUAUGCUACAAAAAACCUAGAGACAUAAAACAAAAACUAAUUCUAAUGGCUAUGGUUGCUAUAGCAACAUGUUAACAAUGGCAUAUAGUGGUAAAGAUACAGAAGAAUCCCACAGCCAUAAAAAGGACCUUUAACAGCCUGAAAAAAACGACUUUGGGUUCUUUGGGUCCAACAUAACAUUGACAUCUAAAAUGAAAUUGAGGAAAAUAUAUGUCUUAAGGGGGAUACACACUACUUUAAACGCCCACAUGAUGGGAUAUUCUGUUUAUUUUGUAACACUAAAGAGAUGCAAGAGGUGUUCUUCAUUGCUGUGGUUCUGAAAUAAACAAUUACUUCUCUGAA